Messenger RNA from Prorocentrum cordatum, 1254 nucleotides. The record is from the annotation of a GenBank genome assembly. Lineage: Eukaryota; Dinophyceae; Prorocentrales; Prorocentraceae.
GCGACGCCAUUGCGUGCCCUGGACGGGCAGUGCACCAGAUCCCCGCAGCCAUCUAGGCUCAAGCUCAAGGGAGUCUCGAGCAAGCUGCACGCCAGUCGGUUUGUGUCCAUGUGCAUUGGGAGCGCUUGCGCGGCCCGGAUCCCCCUAGAUGUCGUCACUCUCGCCGGCAGCCGGCUGAAGACACUGAACGCAAGCCCUGCGUGGCAGUUGCCCGACGUCCUGGCGGCCAUCGCCGACGAGGGCGCCCUCGCCGCCUGCAGGAAGCGCGUCUUCCUGGGGCCGACGGAGCUGCGCGGAGGCCUGACCCUCGCCGACAUCGGGGCCGACGGCGGUGCGGUCCUGAGCGUCGUGCGCGUGCGAACGCGUGUGGUGUCCGCGUGCCAGAGCGGCGAGGCGAAGAUCUGGGCCGCCGCCCCGUCCGGGGGCUGGACGUGCCAGCGCACCCUGGAGCACAGCAAGGGAUGCCUCCUGCGCGCGGAGUUCUCGCCCGACGGCGAGACUGUCCUCACCGCGUCCGACGACGGCACGGCCAAGCUCUGGUCCGCCGCCUCCGGCGAGUGCCGCCUCACCCUCGAGGGCCACGCGGAGGCUGUGCUGUCCGCGGAGUUCUCCCCCGACGGCCGGCGGGUGGUCACCGCCUCGGAGGAUCGCACUGCCAGGGUCUGGUGCGCCGAGUUUGGGGCGUGCCUGCUCACGCUGGCGGGCCACGAGGACUGGGUCCUGUCGGCCUCGUUCUCCGGCGACGGUCAGGCUGUGCUCACGGCGUCCCACGAUCACACGGCCGUGCUCUGGUCCGCUAUCUCUGGAGAGCGCCUGCGCAUCCUGUCGGCCCACAACGACUCGGUGUGGACCGCCAGGUUCUCGCCCGACGGGCGCGAGAUCCUGACCGCAUCUGGCGAUGGUACCGCGAAGGUGUUCUCCGCUGCAUCUGGCGACUGCCUGCGCACCCUAGAUGACCACGGGGAUGCGGUAAUGUCUGCGGUCUACUCGCCAGACGGCCAGCGCAUGCUCACUGCAUCGGCGGACGGCACCGCCAAGAUCUGGCCUGCUGGGUCGGGGGACUGCCUGCGCACUCUGGAGUGCCACGGGGACUGGGUGCUGUCCGCUGCUUUUUCGUCGGACGGCCUGUGGUUGCUGACCACAUCCCACGACUGCACGAUGAAGAUCUCCUGCGCAACGUCUGGGGAUUGCUUGCACAUUCUGGGCGACGAGAACAAGGUGAUGUGGCAUGCUUCGUUCUCACACGACAGCUAG